AUGAAAAUAAUAUCAAAACCCAAUAAAGAGCUCGUUGUAGCAGUGACUUGUCCUGGCGUUUGGCUUUGUACGCAUGGUUAUCUAGAAGUUACCAUCAAAACAUUGGGCUACUUCUUCCGUACCGGCGCGAUGGAACCACGUUUUCCCCUACUUUGUCAUGACAAAUUCAGCAUGGAAGGCUACUUUAAGUCCGUCGGGUCACUAAGCGACCUAGAACGCGUGCUAUCCGCCGAACAAGUAGAGAUAACACUGUGGCAAAAUGGACGGCGCAUGGCUUACUUCUCGGGGAAGCUGGCCGACGUAAUGCAUUCGGAUAUACCUAAACUGACAUGUGAGCAUAAUAUAAAUGUACAAUUGCUGAUGAAGGCUACACCUGCAUUUCCGGGAAUAAUUGCACCAAAAGUAGAACUAAGCGCUCAUGUUGGUGUAAAGGACCGCUUAUCACUUUCCGCAGAGUUAAGCCAACGCGUAGGAAAAGCUUGUGGUAACUCAGGUUUACGUGAAUUGGAGUUUGAAGCUACACGGGUGCCUAAUCGCCAUUGUCAGCAGCAAACCUCGCCAGCUGGGAGCUGUUUCAGUUACUUGGAGGAGCGAAGGCGUCAAAGGCCCGUCUGUCAUACCAAGACAAGCUGUGGUAGCGGGUUUACGAGAGAUAACUCUGCAGUUCCAUGCUCAAAUGCUUUGAAUUCGUUCGACAUGGAAGCAGUUGCAACUAAAAAUGGUGCACGUCGUCUAUCUGCCGAUUCAAGUAAUUUCAGUAAUAGUUCUUAUAACCUUAGCCAAAUGACGCGUAUGAGCAGCCCCAGUUAUCGUAGUCACUCUGUUUGUACGAUUGCUUCUAUAACAGCUGCUGAUGAGCAUCAGCGUGAAUGUCACAUUUGCCAAUGCUAUCGGAAAGUUUUCUCAUAACUCAACUUUAUCAGUUUACAGCAAGUUUACAGUAUCUCAUAUAGAUAAUAAUAAAUACAAAUAUGAUCGUAUAGUA
Rhagoletis pomonella (apple maggot) is the source of this 985-nucleotide messenger RNA. RefSeq lists its product as uncharacterized. Gene Ontology annotation, molecular function: myosin light chain binding. The record is from RefSeq and is a predicted model, not a curated record. The coding region runs from base 1 to 909 and encodes 302 amino acids. NCBI's taxonomy places the organism in Eukaryota, Metazoa, Arthropoda, Insecta, Diptera, Tephritidae. The transcript has 5 exons. Gene Ontology annotation, biological process: spermatogenesis.